Messenger RNA from Blastomyces gilchristii SLH14081, 1237 nucleotides. RefSeq lists its product as uncharacterized. The record is from RefSeq and is a predicted model, not a curated record. Bases 46 to 999 code for a protein of 317 amino acids. NCBI's taxonomy places the organism in Eukaryota, Fungi, Ascomycota, Eurotiomycetes, Onygenales, Ajellomycetaceae. The transcript is spliced from 2 exons.
GGCUUUGGAGCAUUUGACAUAGCUGAGUUUUUUCCCCACAAGAAGAUGAUGCCUCCAGUCAAUCAAUCAGUUCUACAGCCUUCCCAACACCGAUGGUACCUCGGAUCGCGAAUCGAGUGCGAACGAAUCGAAACGCAGGCUCCGCCAGCAGGCGUCCUUGCAGCUUGGAGUGAUGGAGACUGCUCAUAUAUUUUGCGGAAAAUAUCAGCAGAUAUUGCACCACCUGAGUCUCAAGACCAUGUUUCCAAGGAUGUUCAUCUGGUACAUGAGGGUGGCAGCUCCUCAGCGGUGUGGGCUAUUGGCAAAAGCGCCUUUUGCAAAGUCAAAUACUGGCAUCCUAGCUUGGGGCUUGAGGGGGACACCAUCGCAUUUGUUAGGGAACACAUACCUCAAAUCCUGGUACCGGAAGUUAUUUAUUCCUGGAUUGAUGAAGAUCGGACAUUCUUGAUUCUCAAGAGAGUUCAAGGUGUGACAUUGAGAGAUGCAUGGUUGUUGUUCUCUUCCUUGCAGCGUGACUUGAUCCUCAAGGAAAUUGCAAGCAUCUGUGACCUACUUGCUUUGAAGACUUCAGCAAAACUUCAGAGUGUAUCCGGAAAGGCCUUGCCUGAAAGGUUCCUUGCAGUUGCAAAAGAUAGCUUUGUGGGACCUCUCACAUUGACUGAGAGUAGAAAAUAUUUUACUGUCCUAGACUCAAACCUAUGUCCCAAAAUCGGAAAGCAUUUUUAUCUAUACCAUGCAGAUCUUGGUCCGGGAAAUAUUAUGGUGUCCAAAGAUGGAUCUAUCACAGGGAUUCUUGAUUGGGAGGCUGCUGGUUUCUACCCUCACUUCUGGAUUGCAACAAAACCGUCGGUUGCGCCUGGUCUCGACUUUUCCCCUCCCAUCGCAGGAAUCGAAGAAUUCGAGUGGAGAAAACAGCUGAGGUUGGAGCUUGAGAAUAGAGGAUACCCUCAAGCUUCAGGCUGGUACAUGGAGUGGAGGCGUGCUCGACCUAAAAAGUGAAUAUUCUCUACUGAUCGAUCUUUUGAGACAUUCCCCCCCCUACGGGACCAGGAGUAUACUUCUGAAGACAUGGAAUGAAGCCCGGCCGAGGACUUGAGCUAUGUAUGAUAGAGUGACAGAUAGCUAAGUGAAAUUGAAUAUAAGAAUAACCAAGCUUCAGCAGUAGGCAUUAAGAGUUUGAUUAUGCACGAGCCUACGAUAGGUCCUAAAUACACAUGUGGCAAAUAAUGCACUUACG